Mycosarcoma maydis (corn smut) is the source of this 1059-nucleotide messenger RNA. RefSeq lists its product as uncharacterized. The coding region runs from base 1 to 1059 and encodes 352 amino acids. The transcript is spliced from 2 exons. Lineage: Eukaryota; Fungi; Basidiomycota; Ustilaginomycetes; Ustilaginales. The record is from RefSeq and is a predicted model, not a curated record. Gene Ontology annotation, cellular component: 90S preribosome; nucleus.
AUGGUCGACACACUAGAGCAGAACUAUGUCCUCGAUGAGAGCGACGCGGGAUCCGUCACUGGUUCCGACGAUGGAGCCGUCAGUAUACAAGGCGAGCCUGAACAUCUGAAUGAAGCAUCAGCAAGUCAUACAACAACGCCUAAGCAAACUUCACAGGAAAGCAAGGACGAAGCUGCACGAAAGGAGGACAAGAAACGCAAACGCAAGGAGAAAGAAAAGGCUCGAAAGCAAAAGAGAGCGGCUGUAUCCGCCGAGUUCGCGCAAGGCAUAGGAUCCGUGGCAACAAAGCCGCCGGACAUGCAGGCCGACUACCUGGCAACCAAACAGAGUGCCUCGUUCGCCAAGUUGAGCGAGCUCGAACUGGAAGAGCUACGCUUACGAGAGGCAAUGCUGCUUGAUACCACCCCUUUUGAUCGUCCACGAACGCUCGAGACUCUUGCCGACUUUGUGCGUUUAUGCCUGCCGACCACCGCCAGAAGCGUCAACGAUGCCAAACACCCCUCCGUCAGCUCACCGGGACGUCCAGCACUCAUCAUGCUGACGGGAAAUGCACAGCGCGCUGCUGAUCUUGCACGAAGCCUGCGUUCUGUUGGACCGCAGCUACCGAAUUCGGCAGAAGCUUCUAACGCCGAACAUCGAUCUGCGGCAUCCGCAAAACGACGCAAAUUCGACAAGGACAAUAAGGCUCCAGCAAGCCAGAAGGAGGGAAAAGCCGUCAUCAAAGAUAGCAACACCAAGGAGCUUUUGGGUGGAUUCUCUGUUGCUAAGCUAUUCGCACGCCACUUCAAGCUCAAGGAGCACGAGGCGUGGCUGCGCGAACACACUACCCCGCUUGCUGCUGGGACACCGCAGCGAGUUGCAGCGCUAAUUGCGUCGGGCAGUUUACAGCUUGACUCGCUUCAGGCUAUCGUGAUUGACCAGACGUGGGUAGAUGCGAAGCAGCGCAACGUCUUUGACAGCUUCGAGACACGAGACGAGCUGAUCAAGCUGUUGGCGCUCGAUGCAGUGAUGGCUUCGUUGAAAAGGUCCAAGGCACCAGCGAAAUUGGUCCUCUUCUGA